Messenger RNA from Penicillium concentricum, 1371 nucleotides. RefSeq lists its product as uncharacterized. The record is from RefSeq and is a predicted model, not a curated record. Bases 1 to 1371 code for a protein of 456 amino acids. NCBI's taxonomy places the organism in Eukaryota, Fungi, Ascomycota, Eurotiomycetes, Eurotiales, Aspergillaceae. The transcript has a single exon.
AUGUCUGUCGCAUUUAGUUUGGUCGAUAAGGAUCGUGUGCAGGUCCUUCGGCGAAUGGAGGAUGCAUUUGCUCGUGUGGUCUCCAAGUUCCCCUUCUUAACUGGGAUGGUGGUUCCAUCUAUGGAGCUAGAUGAUAGAAGCAACGCACUUCAGUUGCGGCCAGCUACUACUGCCGAGCUUGAAGAAUGCCCUUUGCUAGUCACUCAAGAUCAUACAGAGUCCACUACUCUUACUGUGAACGGGAAAUUCAACACUUCCUUGAUGCCAUUCCCAAUUGUCUCCCCAGUACCUAUACCUUCUCCUGUUUUAAGGUUGAAGGCUAAUGUGAUAGGAGACAAGUUGCACCUGGUUUUAUGCUUUGAUCACCGUGUAUUGGAUGGGUCAGGAGUUUUUUUAUUACUCUCUACCUUGAGCGCGUUCUGUCGUGAUCUAAAUGCUCCUGGUCCAUUCACAACGCCAGAUGCACAAGAAGAAACAAGGAACUAUAUUGAGGAAAUUGGAUCUACAGCCACACCGCAGGAUUUUCAGUGGACAACAUUUCCUUCCCAAACAAAUGAAGAUGGAGCAUCUAUAGAUGUUGGUCAAAUGCCUAUCAGUUCUCCUCAUAUACUCGAUGGCCGAAAAAUAAACUUAUUGCACAACGCCUGCAAUUCGGCUUUACAGUCUCUUUCUAAGGAAUACACGAUGGGUCUUUCCGAGAUAUCCCUUUCACCGAAUCUGGUCGUCACCGCGCUAGUGAGUAUAUGCAGUAGUCGAGCCCGCUCGAAGGCUUUCCCCGAUAAGCCGGAACUCUCAUCCGCUAUGUUUAUGGUGGAAAAUGUCCGAAAGGCACUCAAUUUACGCCGGGGAUAUAUGGGUAAUACCAUCGUGGGAAACCAAAGCGCUUCUGAUAGUUCUGCACAGCCUCCGCCCGAGAUCUUACAGCAUAUCCAUAUGCCAAAGCCUCUUAGUCCUAUAGAGCCAGAGGAUAUCUGGCGGAUCUGUAAGGUGGCCCAGACUCUUCAGGAAGCAUCCGGACGCCUUGAUAAGCAGCGUUCAGGGGGAAUGAUCGCAACAAUGUUCCGAAAACGUGAUUGGGCUUCGUUCCGACCCGGGUGGGGAGUGAAUUUCCUUAUAUCUGAUAUCAAGUCAGGAAAGCCUUAUAGGAACUUUGGGCCACUUGGAGACCUUCAAUUGUUCGAUGUGCCUUUCGACGCAUCUCCUGGCUUUUGUUGGAUUAUGCCUAACCUGCCAUCGGAUUCUCUAUCGCCGGUUUCAUGCUGGAGAUUGCGAUGGAAUUUGGAACGGGCGGCGAUGGAGUAUCUAUCCAGCGAUCCCCUCUUCCAGUGGGCUUCAACUCCUAGUAAAAACACCAGAGACGUCGAAGUUUGA